Molecule: messenger RNA, 1680 nt
Organism: Perca flavescens (yellow perch)
Lineage: Eukaryota; Metazoa; Chordata; Actinopteri; Perciformes; Percidae
Gene: ssu72
Product: SSU72 homolog, RNA polymerase II CTD phosphatase
Exons: 5
Coding region: 208-792 (194 amino acids)
Biological process (GO): mRNA processing
Cellular component (GO): nucleus
Molecular function (GO): phosphoprotein phosphatase activity
Source: RefSeq, a predicted model, not a curated record
AGCCGUAGUCGCUAACGGGGCGCCGCCAUUUUAACUUCCUGCAUCAAAAGAAAGCGAGCCAGUCGCACAGCAUUUGUAUUCGAAACGUUUUCUUAGUUAGCGUAACAAAAGGGGUCUGUCUUGUUUUGUUUUUUUCAGGGAGCAAACCUACUACCUCUGUAUAGUUUCUGACAGCUUGUGUCGGUUAGUUUCAGCCGGAGAGACGCAAUGCCGAGCCACCCGCUGCGUGUAGCGGUUGUGUGCUCGAGCAACCAGAACCGCAGUAUGGAAGCGCACAGUAUCCUCAGCAAACGUGGAUUUGAUGUGCGUUCAUUUGGGACAGGGUCUCAUGUGAAGCUACCCGGUCCUGCCCCGGAUAAGCCAAAUGUGUAUGACUUCAAAACGACAUAUGUACAGAUGUACAACGACUUGGUCCGCAAGGACAAGGAACUAUACACACAGAAUGGCAUCCUGCACAUGCUGGACCGCAACAAGCGCAUCAAAUCAAAGCCAGAGCGCUUUCAAAGCUGCAAGGAGAAGUUUGACCUGGUCAUCACAUGUGAAGAGAGAGUCUAUGACCAAGUGCUGGAGGAUCUGAAUUCAAGAGAGCAGGAGACUCUACAGCCUGUGCAUGUUAUCAAUGUAGACAUUCAGGAUAACCAUGAGGAAGCCACGCUGGGCGCCUUCCUCAUCUGUGAGCUGUGUCAAUGUAUCCAGCACACUGAGGACAUGGAGGAUGAAAUGGAUGAGCUCAUACAAGAGUUUGAGGAGAAGAGCAACAGGCCUUUUCUUCACACUGUCUGUUUCUACUGAUACACAAUAGAAAUUUGCAAUAAACGCAGACCCGGAUCACAAGCAAUCAAACAAUAUGGACACACACACACACACACACACACACACACACACACACACUUCUUACUCCUCAGUCAUCUACAACACUCUUUAUAUACAGUCUAUGCCACAACACAAUACAUGCACAUUGUGUUCCUACACACACGUACACACACACACACCUUUGGGUCAGGACCUAAAAAAUGGCUGCUGGUGAUGAUGGGUCUUUCCUCUAUGCAGAGGAUGGACUCGCUGCUCUCGCUCUGCCUUUAUUUCUCCGGAUCAAGGUCAGGCCAAGGAGGUCCUCCCUCAAUCCCAGUCCAGUAAAAUUGCUCGACCAUGUCUCCUCAGGGAGAGCCAUUAACACCCACACCCUUGAUUCAACAACUCCUUUACCAGUCCCUUUUGAUUUUGUUCAGUACAGCAUAUUAAUGCUGUUUUUUUGUUUUUGGCAAAUUAUAUAUAAUUGUAAUUCAUUUAAGUCAGAUUUUUAUUGCUGACCUGGGGCAGUGUAAUUCUUUAUCUCGGGGUCAGACAGGAAGGGGAGAAUGAACUGAACUGAAUGCAUGUGUAUGUGCGACCAUGUGUUGUAGAUUAGUUUGGAUUAAGUUUAAGUGGGUGGGCUAAUAAUGAAUAACCAAACCUAGACCUCUCUAAGGCUCUCCUCCAGUGUGUUUCCAAUAUAAUGUGUUGAUUCAUAUUUAAACUUGGAUAUGCUGUUUUUCAGGGCGUAGUAUUUUUUUUUUCUUUUGUAAAUGUCAAAGAAUUGAAGCAUUGUAAUUAUUUGCAAACUGCGAGCUCAGCUCAGAGUGCCUGAUUUUUCUGUAUGUACAUAUGAAUCCUCUAAAGAAAGAAACCUCUCUAAAAACA